UCGCCCUCCGUGCGUCCUGGGAUCCCGAGGUCCCGCUCGCUGCGCUCCCCCCCGCCCCUGUGCGGCCGCCGCGCGGAGGGGACAGGGAGACGUGGAUCUGAGCGCGGGUUUCCGGGUGGGAAGGGCCGCGGUGGGGGCCGCUCAGGGAAGGCUGCGAGGGCCGGCGGGGAGCUGCCUAGCCGGUGCCCACUCGGCCUGAUCCGAUCCCUGUGUUUUCCGCGGCUCCAGACCCAGCAGCCAUGGCGGUGGAAGGAGGAAUGAAGUGUGUCAAGUUCUUGCUCUACGUUCUUCUGCUGGCCUUCUGCGCCUGUGCCGUGGGAUUGAUUGCUGUUGGUGUAGCCGCUCAGGUUUUCUUGAAUCAGACCAUCAGCCAGGAGACCACGCCAGCCUCCCUGUUGCCUGUGGUCAUCAUUGCAGUGGGCGCCUUCCUCUUCCUGGUGGCCUUUGUGGGCUGCUGUGGGGCCUGCAAAGAGAACUCCUGUCUUAUGAUUACAUUCGCUGUCUUCCUGUCUCUCAUCGUGCUUGUGGAGGUGGCUGUGGCCAUUGCUGGCUACGUGUUCAGAGACAAGGUGGAGUCAGAGUUCAGUAAGAGCUUCCAGAGGCAGAUGCAGAAUUACCUGAAAGACAACAGAACAGCCUCGGUUCUGGACGGGUGGCAGCAGCGAUUUAACUGCUGUGGGGCUAAUAACUACACAGACUGGGAGACUGUCCCUGGGAUGGCCAAGGACCGAGUCCCCGAUUCCUGCUGCGUCAACGUCACUGUGGGCUGUGGGACUGACUUCAAGUUACCCACGAUCCAUACUCAGGGCUGCGUCCAGAGCAUGGGGGCUGACCUGAGGAAGAAUAUAUUGCUGGUGGCUGCGGCAGCCCUGGGUAUUGCUUUUGUGGAGGUCCUGGGAAUCAUCUUCUCCUGCUGUCUGGUGAAAAGUAUCCGAAGUGGCUAUGAAGUAAUGUAGGGGGGUUCUGAUCUCUUCUGUCUUUUCAUCUAAGGGAGUGGAUUCUCCAGGUUUUUCAAUUAAACGGAUUAUUUUUUCAGACCUGAAAAGGA
Molecule: messenger RNA, 1048 nt
Organism: Microtus ochrogaster (prairie vole)
Lineage: Eukaryota; Metazoa; Chordata; Mammalia; Rodentia; Cricetidae
Gene: Cd63
Product: CD63 molecule
Biological process (GO): regulation of vascular endothelial growth factor signaling pathway
Cellular component (GO): plasma membrane
Source: RefSeq, a predicted model, not a curated record